Molecule: messenger RNA, 835 nt
Organism: Spea bombifrons (plains spadefoot toad)
Lineage: Eukaryota; Metazoa; Chordata; Amphibia; Anura; Pelobatidae
Gene: PRSS57
Product: serine protease 57
Exons: 6
Coding region: 1-780 (259 amino acids)
Biological process (GO): proteolysis
Molecular function (GO): serine-type endopeptidase activity
Source: RefSeq, a predicted model, not a curated record
AUGAAUCUGGUUCUGUGUACUAACAUUUUUAAGUAUCACCUGGUGUAUAUACUCACUUUUCAUGUGUUCUUGGCUGGAGGAAUAUAUCGAAUUGUUGGGGGACGUGAGUCCAGACCGCACUCCAGACCCUACAUAGCAUCUGUACAAGACAGGGGUGGUCAUUUUUGCGGGGGAGCCCUAAUCCAGUGUAAAUGGGUGCUUACUGCAGCACAUUGCAUGGAAUCCAGGUCUGUAAACUCAAUCCGUGUGGUACUUGGUGCACAUAAGCUUGAUGCUCCAGAACAAUAUGUUCAGGUGUUCAGUGUCCGGAGAUCCAUUCAACACCCAAAGUACAACAGGACUUUCUUUGUGAACGAUAUCCAGCUGCUGAAGCUGAAUGAAUCUGCCAUUAUCAGUAUAGGUGUAAGACCCAUCAGACUUCCAUGUAAAACCUCAACCUUGACUCCCAGAACAACAUGCACAGUGGCUGGAUGGGGUCGCGUGAGUGAUUUGGGAGUCAAACCACCAGCUCUGAUGGAAGCAGACGUCAGAGUGAUAAGCCAGGAGACAUGCAGAAAGUCUUGGAAUGGCAUUUUCAGCAGUAUGAUGUGUACGGCCACCCCUGGCAAGGUUAAGGGCUCCUGCAGGGGUGACUCAGGUGGACCUCUUGUGUGUAGAAAUCGCAUGGAAGGACUGGUAUCGUUCUCUGGAAAAUAUUGUGGGAAUCCUGUCUCCCCGGAUGUGUACACUAGUGUCUCAUUUUUCUUGCCAUGGAUCCUAGAAGUGAUUCAAAGAUCUUGAUGGUGAAUCAAUUGUGUUGGAGCACAAAACCUGAGAAAAUAAACCCUAAAUGUUA